GGUUGUUGACGGUAGAAGAAGGAGAGAUGGCGGCGCGCUGGAGCAGCGAGACUGUGGUGGUGGAGUUCCGAGAUGCUCAGGCUACCGCUAUGUCAGUGGACUGCCUGGGUUCUCACGCCGUGCUUUCCGGGCGGCGGUUCCUGUACAUGGUGAACCUGGAGGCUCCGUCCGAGCAGCCGAGGAAGAUCGGCCGUCAGAGUAAGUGGGACGUGGGGACGGUCCAGUGGAAGCCUCACCGGGACGAGGCUCACGUCUUCGCCGCCUCCAGUAACCAGCGCGUGGACCUGUACUCGUGGAGGGACGGCUGUGGAGAAAUUCACUCCUCCCUGCAGGGACACACCCGGGUCAUCAGUGAUCUGGACUGGUCCUGUUUUGAACCGGAGCUUCUGGUCACCAGCUCAGUGGACACGUACAUCUACAUCUGGGACACCAGAGACACGAGGAAACCCACGGUGGCGCUGUCUGCUGUCGCGGGGGCGUCUCAGGUGAAGUGGAACAAGAAGAACCAGAACCUGCUGGGGUCGAGUCAUGAUGGAGACGUUCGCAUCUGGGAUAAAAGAAAGCCGAGCACGGCGGUAGAGUACGUGGCAGCUCACCUCUCAAAGAUCCACGGCCUCGACUGGCAUCCCGAUAAUGAGUUCGUCUUCGCCACGUCGAGCCAGGACAACUCCGUCAGGUUCUGGGAUUACCGACAGCCCAGGAAGUACCUGAACAUCCUCUCCUGUCAAGUGCCUGUGUGGAAAGCCCGGUACACCCCCUUCUCUAACGGUCUGGUUACAGUGAUGGUUCCUCAGCUGAGGAGAGAGAACAGUUUGCUGCUCUGGUCGUCACUCGACCUCAACAGUCCGGUCCACGCCUUCGUGGGACACGACGACGUGGUGCUGGAGUUCCAGUGGAGGCCGCAGAAAGAAGGCUCAAAGGACUACCAGCUGGUGACCUGGUCCAGAGAUCAGACUCUGAGGAUCUGGAGGGUGGACCCUCAGCUGCAGAAGCUAUGUGUCAGUGACAUGGGGGAGGAGCUGAUGGAGGGGAUGUCUCUCACCGUGGAGUCGGAGAAGUCUCUGUCCUCUCGGGAGCCGGACGGUCAGUACAGCGUCGGCCUCGCUGCAGAAAACCUGACGGAUCAGGAUGGCGCUCUGAGCUCCGCGGGGGGUUCAGGCGUCCCUCAGACGUUACAGCAGGAAUUCUCUCUGGUCAAUCUGCAGAUCAGAAACGUCAACGUGGAGAUGGACGCGGUGAACCGCAGCUGCAUGGUGUCGGCUCACUGCGGCAGCCAUCAGGUCCACCUGGUGGUCAAGUUUCCCGCUCAGUAUCCCAACAACGCAGCCCCCAGCUUCCUGUUUGUGCCCCCCACCACCAUCCCCUCCGCCAUGAAGACCAAGAUCCAGAAGAUUCUGACGGACACGUCGCUGCAGAAAGUGAAGAGGAACCAGAACUGUCUGGAGCCGUGUGUCCGACAACUGGUGUCCUGCCUGGACUCAGACAUGACUCAGGAGGACGGUCCCUCCUCUGGACCCUUCGUCCUCUCUAACCCCGUCACUCCCGCCAUGCAGGCCUUCCCCCGGGUCACCAACACCUACGGGUCCUACCAGGACGCCAACAUCCCAUUCCCUCGGACCUCCGGCGCUCGGUUCUGCGGCACCGGCUGCCUGGUGUACUUCACCCGACCAAUCACCAUGCACCGCUCAGUCCCACCCACUGAGCCCACCCCCAGGUCUCUGUCAGCUCUGUCGGCCUAUCACAGCGGAGUGCUGACUCCGAUGAAGAUGCGUUCAGAGUCUCAGAGCACGCUGCGGCUCUACAGCGGCAGUCCGACGCGCUCCGACAAAGACACUGUGUCCAUCUCCUCCUUCUACUACAAAGAGCGGAAGCUCCCAAUCUCUGCCUCCCGCCGCUGGUCGGUCCAAACCCUCCGUGAUUGGCCGAAAUCCCGUCGCUUUAAGACAAAGAGAGAGGGGAUGGACUACGGUCACCGCCCCAUCAAGCUGGCGGGGAAAGUGAUCAUUCAGGAGAUCUCUUGCCUGCUGCCCGUCCACAAAGCCCUGGGAGAGAGCUACAUCCUGAACAUGAACGACAUCCAGGAAACGUGUCAGAAGAACGCAGCGGCGUCGCUGACUGUCGGACGCAGAGACGUGGCCAAGGUUUGGGCCCUGGCGUCUGCAGCCACCAGCAAGGACCUGAGUCCGGAUUCGGACCCGGACACUGAGACGCCAUGGGCCAGACACCCGUUCGGGCGCCACCUGCUGGAGACACUUCUGGAUCACUACAGCCACAUGAGUGACGUGCAGACUCUGGCCAUGCUGUGCAGUGUGUUCAGAGCUCAGACCCCCGCUGACGCCUACUCUCUGUACGGACAUCACCCCUCACGACCCACCGUCUUCCCCGCUCACCACUGUCGAUAUUCCAGCUAUACGUCCAGCUCCGUCACCUCUGGCUCCUGCUCCAGCACCUCGGACUCCAUCACUGCCGUCCCCUGGAGCACAGGUAGAGACUGUGAGCAGGUCAACCUGUGGGGCGAGUCCUCUCCAGACGAUCACCGCUCUGGCUCCCUUGGGCCGAGCGACCCCCGGGAACGAGAGCGCGAGCAGCACGACAUGAACAAGAGACUGCUGGACCCGACCAACACGCUGCAGUUCGACGACUUCAAGAAGUGUUACGGAGAAAUCCUUCACCGCUGGGGUCUGAGGGAGAAGAGAGCCGACGUCCUCAAGUUCGCCUCCUGCCCCCCCGAGCCCCACAAAGGCAUCGAGUUCGGUGUGUACUGCUGUCACUGCCGCAGUCAGGCUCGUGGGACUCAGUGCGCCGUCUGUAAACGCCUCACGUUCCAGUGCGCCGUCUGCCACGUCGCCGUUCGGGGAUCCUCCAACUUCUGCCUGAGCUGCGGACAUGGCGGACACACGAGUCACAUGAUGGACUGGUUCAGGCGGCAGGACGAGUGUCCGGCCGGCUGCGGCUGCCACUGCCUGCUGCAGAGCACCUUCUGACAGCACAGGGACGACCCGGGACGGAAACAAAUGCACCCCAUCCUGCAGGGAGGAACUUUCUGACAGCACAGGGAGGCCCCGGGACGGAAACAAACACACCUUCUGCUGAAUUGGAGUAUCUGAUGUCUUCUAAUUUAAGUUCAAAAUAAAAUCAUAAGAGUA
Molecule: messenger RNA, 3146 nt
Organism: Eleginops maclovinus (Patagonian blennie)
Lineage: Eukaryota; Metazoa; Chordata; Actinopteri; Perciformes; Eleginopidae
Gene: wdr59
Product: WD repeat domain 59
Exons: 27
Coding region: 27-2984 (985 amino acids)
Biological process (GO): cellular response to amino acid starvation; positive regulation of TORC1 signaling
Cellular component (GO): Seh1-associated complex; vacuolar membrane
Molecular function (GO): protein binding; signaling adaptor activity
Source: RefSeq, a predicted model, not a curated record